CUCUGUAUACUUUCAUGUAACACUCCCUUUUAUGAAGCAUGUCACUGAAUAUUGCAGUAACCCUUCUCUUAGCUACUGGAGUCACUAUCUUAAUUUAUCUCAUUAAAUGGUGGAACAAAAUAAAACAAAAUAACCUACCUCCAGGACCUACACCUUUACCCUUGGUGGGGAACAUUUUGCAGAUCGGUACUUCUGAACUACCACACUCUUUAGUUAAGUUGGGUGAGAAGUAUGGACCUGUGUAUACCAUCUACCUUGCCAGUCAACGUGCACUCAUACUUAUUGGCUAUGAUGCGGUAAAGGAGGCGCUGGUCGACCACAGUGAUGUGUUCAGUAAUAGAGGGGAAGUCAAAUUAACAGAUCUGUUUUUUAAGGAUUACGGGGUUAUUAUGAGCAACGGAGAAAGAUGGAAGACAAUUAGUCGAUUUUCUCUUAUGACUUUGAGAAAUGUUGGAAUGGGUAAAAAGAGUAUUGAAGAGAGAAUUCAAGAAGAGGCCCGGUGUCUUACUGAGAGACUUAUGAGAACAAAAGGUAGGUGUUGAGCAAUAUAAAUAAGGCUAAUAAAAGUAUGUUGGGAGUUGUAAUUCUGAAAAAUCUGGAGCACCACAGGUUGGAGACUAGUGCUAUAGAGACAGGUUUAGCAAACAAAGUUGUAUGAAAAACCAAUGUGUGCUCGUAUUGUGGAAAUCCAAAUCUCUAGAAAACACGCUCUGUGUUGUAAAACCUGUUGGAUGAC
This is a messenger RNA of Bufo bufo (common toad), 736 nucleotides long. RefSeq names its product cytochrome P450 2C23-like. Gene Ontology annotation, molecular function: iron ion binding; oxidoreductase activity, acting on paired donors, with incorporation or reduction of molecular oxygen, reduced flavin or flavoprotein as one donor, and incorporation of one atom of oxygen; heme binding. Gene Ontology annotation, biological process: xenobiotic metabolic process. Gene Ontology annotation, cellular component: cytoplasm; intracellular membrane-bounded organelle. The transcript is spliced from 3 exons. The record is from RefSeq and is a predicted model, not a curated record. NCBI's taxonomy places the organism in Eukaryota, Metazoa, Chordata, Amphibia, Anura, Bufonidae. The coding region runs from base 39 to 542 and encodes 167 amino acids.